This is a messenger RNA of Closterium sp. NIES-65, 2759 nucleotides long. The record is from the annotation of a GenBank genome assembly. Lineage: Eukaryota; Viridiplantae; Streptophyta; Zygnematophyceae; Desmidiales; Closteriaceae.
AUGCGAAUCAUACGGGCGGGACUCCUCGGAGCACAUGUGGUUAACUCGCGCCCGUGCUCCCCCUCCCAUUUUCCCUUUCCCCCAGCGUCGUGCCCCGCAAACGUGGUGUGUCCGACGGGCGCCUCGUGCGUGGUGGACGGCAGCGGCUACCCGUACUGCAAGUGCGCGGCGGGACAGGCCAUCAUCAACGGCGUGUGCGCGCCGACCGCCAGCUGGGCGGAGGUCGGCACCAACGUCGUGCUCUACAACGCCGCCAACUACGCCAACUCGCCCACCACGCUCGGGCCCGCCGUGCUGCGCGGCGCCGCGCCAAACUCGAGCGCGUGCGUGAACCUGUCGGGCGCGUUCAACGGGUCGGUGGGGUCGCUGCGCAUCAUGUGGAACGUGAACGACGGCGUGGCGGACCACCUGGUGUGCGGCAAGCUCUUCUUCUGGGACAAACCCAACUGCUGCUGCUCCGGCUCCGGCUACCAGAUCCCCGGCGGAUGGUCCGCCGCCAACCCCAACAACUUCAGCUACGCCUCCACCAGCGUCAAGACGACGAGCGGCAUUAUUCUGACGGCGAGGUCCAUCUCGUGUCAGGCCGCCAUCGCCACUAACACGUACCCCUGCGCCACCAAGACCUGCCCCGUCAACGCCACGUGCUCCGUCGUCAACGGUGCCGCCGUGUGCACGUGCAACGCUGGAUACAGCAUGGUUGGCGGGCAGUGCGUUGCAACACCGACUGACCCAUGCACGGGGUACACCUGUCCCGCCAACUCAGCAUGCUCCAACGUCAACGGCGUUGCCACGUGCACGUGCAACACCGGAUACCAGAUGGUCAAUGGGCAGUGCGUCGUGCCCGACCCGUGCACGGGGUACACCUGUCCCGCUAACUCAGCAUGCUCCAACGUCAAUGGCGUCGCCACGUGCACGUGCAACACCGGAUACCAGAUGGUCAAUGGGCAGUGCGUUGUGCCGGACCCCUGUGCGACGGCCAACUGUCCGCUCAACUCGGUGUGCUCCAACGUCAACGGCGUCGCCACCUGCACAUGCUCUGCGGGCUUCCAAAUGGUCAACGGCCAGUGCGCCGGUAUGCUCUCCUCCUCCCUGCUGCACCCUGCUGCUCUUUCCUGCCCUCCCCAUCGUUCUUCCUCCCUUCCCCUUUUUUUCGGCAUUCUCCCCCUCGUUCACUGCACCGCCCCUCCACCAUUUUUGAGAUCGUUGCCCCCAUCGGACCCGUGCGCGAGCACCACGUGUCAGGCCAACGCCAACUGCUCAGUCGUCAACGGCGCCGCCACCUGCACGUGCCUUCCCGGCUUUGACCCGGUCAACGGCGCCUGCAUAGUGAUCACGGACCCCUGUGCGUCUACCACGUGUCCCGCCAAGGCCACGUGCAGCAACGUGAAUGGCGUGGCCACGUGUGUGUGCGCCGUGGGCUACACCCUCGUCAGCGGUGCCUGCCAGCCGGCUGCGCCCUGCUCGCUGGUGACAUGUCCGGCCAACUGCACGUGCUCCUCCGCCAAUGGCGUCUCCAAGUGUGACUGCCCUGACCUGUGCUACGGGGUGAAGUGCCCCGACGUGUCCACAUGCACCUACAUGCUCGGCGCACCCGUCUGCACGUGCCCUCCGCCCUACACGCGCCUCAUCGACAACAAAUGCUCCUCCGCAACGUUGGCGAAUUCGGACUAUCUGGACAACCAGAAUGCCGCCAGGGCCGCAGUGGGCGCCAUCCCCCUCGUCUGGAACGCUUCCCUGGCGGCGGAGGCCCAGGCAUGGGCGACAACCCUCACAAACAGCACGUACAACUGUGGGCUGUCGCACGGCGGCAACCCCGGCGAGGGGCAGAACCUGUCGGGGGGCGGGCCGGCCGGCUAUUACUCGAAUGGGGCGGCCGUGAGCUGGUGGGUGGGCGAGGGCGACCUCUACACGUACGCCGUCUUCUCCGGGGGCUGCAGCACCGGCAACUGGGCUGACUGCGGCCACUACACGCAGGUCAUCUGGAACAACACGCGCACCGUGGGCUGUGGCAAGGCCUCGUGUGGCACGAAGGCAGAUGUGUGGGCGUGCAACUACUACCCUCCCGGCAACUAUGGCGGCCAGCUGCCCUAUGUGCAAGACCCGUGCUACCGGGUGGCAUGCCCGUCCACGGCCACAUGCACGGUGCAGUACGGGCAGCCGGUGUGUGUGUGUGGGGCGGGGCAGGUGCUGGUGAACAACGCCACGUGCCAGCCCGACCCCUGCAGCAGCGGCACCAUCACGUGCCCGGGCAACCUCGUGUGUGAUGGCUCUUCUGGCACUGCUCAGUGCGCCUGCCCCACCGGCCUCGUAGCCGUCAGUGCAGAUACCUGCGUCCCGCCGGUGUGUGUGGGGGCGGUGUGCCCAGCGCAGGCGACAUGUGCGGUGGACGGGAGUGGGUACCCGUUCUGCCAGUGCCCCACGGGGUGGUACCUGGGCAGCAACGUGUGUGUGCAGGGCACGCCCGCUGCCGUGUCAGCCACCAGCCUGGCGAUCUACAACACGGCGUCCUACAGCAGCACGCCCCCCGCGUUGGGCCCCACGCUGGUGCGCACGGGGCUGCCCGCCAACUCGUCGCGGGGCAGCUGUGUGGACAUCCCCGGCGGCAUUGCAGCGGUGUCGCUGCGCGUGCUGUGGAACGUGCCGGACAGCAUGGGGGCGCCCAAGCAGUCGUGCGGGCUGCUGUGGUUCUGGACCAGCGCCUCCUGCUACGGCUCUGCCACCGGCUACUACCGCCCUGCCGGGGACGUCACCAACUUCGC